Messenger RNA from Fragaria vesca subsp. vesca, 410 nucleotides. RefSeq lists its product as uncharacterized. The coding region runs from base 30 to 410 and encodes 126 amino acids. The record is from RefSeq and is a predicted model, not a curated record. The transcript is spliced from 2 exons. Lineage: Eukaryota; Viridiplantae; Streptophyta; Magnoliopsida; Rosales; Rosaceae.
GUCUCUCAAAAUACCUUCCAGAUUUCUCAAUGUUGAAUUUAGGAUCCUGGGAUUUAUUUUCUUGUUGUUCAGAUUCUUCUGUACACUGUUCGGCCUCUUCCGUGAAGCAAAAGAUAGUGAUAAAGGUGCAAUUUAGCUCUGAGAAACGCAAAACUGAGGCCUUCAAGGUUGCUGCUGGCUUUAGAGGUGUGAGCAACGUGUCUGUAGAAGCAGAUAAAGACCAAGUGGUUGUGAUCGGAGUCGGAAUUGAUUCGGUUUGCUUGGCAAAGUCGUUGAGGAAGAAGCUCAGCUACGCUGUAAUAGUGAGUGUUGAAGAAGUGAAGAAGCCGGAAGAGAAGAAACCAGAAGUUCAAACCAUUCCAAUUCAAUGGACAUCAACAUAUGUUGAAUAUCCUGUUGCCUGCUGGUGA